Messenger RNA from Vitrella brassicaformis, 2494 nucleotides. The record is from the annotation of a GenBank genome assembly. Lineage: Eukaryota; Vitrellaceae.
AUGGUCGGGCCGGGCGUCUUUCGGGCUUUGCUGGGCCUUCUGUUCUGCUUCUUCUGCGCAUGCCUCGCAAUUCAUCCAUCUGUGAGGGCCGUUGACAAUGCCAGCAGCGUCCGGCGUCUCGAAGAAGAGCCGGCCGACACCAUCGAUGUGUACGACCUGGACGGUGCAAAAGGAUUCGUCAUCCGUCGCGACGGAUGGACCUCAAAUUUUUACCAGGAGAAUUCGUUGGGCGUAGCAGACUUCGUUGGCGACGUGAACGAUGACGGAAUCGAUGACAUUCUCAUCGCGGACCACAAGAGAACGCCAGACAACGUCUACCUAAUCUUCGGGCGACAAGGGGACAAGCCGUUUGGCUCGCCGGAAUACACGCUGGGAUCGUAAGUGGACGCAAGAAGCUAACUGCAAACGAUGUGUCUGUCUUUUCUUUGAUUGUCAGCGACGGUGUCCGUUUCUUCGAUUCUCAUUCCCCUGUUGAUGCCAGCGUAGGAUCGAGCGUUAAAGGGCUGGGCGACUUCAACGGUAUAGCCCAGCCCAGCCCUGCAUUCAUGUACGCAUUUCUGACUGCAUGCAGGCGAUGGGGUGCCUGAUUUUGCCAUCAGCGGAGGCUGGACGCACAGUAAGAGUGAAAGAACAUGAGUCCGCAGCAAUCGUUCUGACCGCUUUCUUUGAUCAGCCACUCCCCGAUGGCAAUGCUAUAUUGUCUUUGGCGACCCAACAUGGCAAGCAAGUGCGGCGCCAGCGGUCGAUUUCGAUCUGGCCUCGAUGGACGGCACGAAUGGCUUUCGGAUUCGCUAUAACCACCCCGAGUCGGACUUUUAUUACUGUCAGCCGAGUCAAGGGUAAGAGAAGAAAGCCAAGCUUCCAGCAUCACUUUUACCUGUCGCCUCCCCAUCCAGAGGCGACGUUGACGGUGAUGGCUAUAACGAUGUCGUGCUGGGAGGGUACCAAAUAAAUGCAGUCGUCCUUUACGGUAGGAGACAUGAGACACCAUGAUAGUAUCAGACCGUCCAUUGGUUCUAUUUCUGAAUAUGCAGGCGGACCAAUGCCGUAUCUGCCGGUCGGCUUUGGUGGCAUCCUGGACUUGUACUCGACUGACAGCCAAGUGCCCCAUUUUGAUGUGAUCUGCUCCGCCUUGGAUCUCGAAGGGGCCGGCAGCUCAGAUGCCAGACACACGAUAAGACGUCCUGACUCGCGUGGAUGGCCAUCGGACGACCUCGUAUUCGGCUGGCCGAUUGGGGACAUUGGUAGGACCGGUAGGAGCGAGAUACUCAUUUGGGAGAAAACAGAGAGGGAAAUCUUGUUUGAGAAUAACGAAUAUGAUAAGCAAAACUGGAGGCUCUCAUACAAGGACUUCUCCAAAUACAUCAACGAGAGCGAUGUCAAAUGUGCGGACCUGAACAAGGUUGCUUCGGCAAAAGAAGAAACCUCUGAGAGUGUCUACGAUCGCGAUGACAAGCAAGACAUUCGCGUCGGGUCCAUCAGUGAUGUCACAGGUAGAACAAGCGCAUACACAGAGGACAUCUACAUCCAGCCGAUUGGUGACGUCACAGGCGACGGAGUGACAGACUUCAGCUAUAUGUGGUACAUCUACUGGAGCGACACUGAGACAUUUGGGACGGAGAUUGAAUUCGAAACGAAAGUCGAACCUAGAUUUAGGGAACAGAUGAGCAUCAUCGAUGCCGGCGACUUCAACGGCGAUACCAAGCCUGACCUCUUGGUGUCUGCUUCGUUCCAUGACAAUUACAAAGGAAGAGCCUACAUAAUCUACGGACGCAAUGGCAAUCAGCUGGGGGAGACGUCCGAUCCAGAGGCAAUGAAUAUCUCUCAGGGAGUCAAAAUUGAGGACACAGUGUCACAACCACCUUUACACUCUUUUCUCGGCCGGCAAAUCGGUCGGGGAGAUUUCAACGGUCAGCAAGAGGAGACCAACGUCAUUAAGCUAGACCAACGUCAUUAAGCUACUACCGUGAAUUCAUCGCUUUCUUUGUGUGGCUGCAGGUGAUGGUGUCUCUGACAUCAUCAUCUCUACAAAUUCCAUCCAAAACAAGUUCAUGUCGGAUAUCGGCAAUCUAGAAGCAGGCGCAUACGUCGUCUUCGGCUGCUGUUUCUCAGCGGCAAAGCCCCCCAGCAUCCCUCAGCAGGUGGGCAGCUCCACUGAGGAUGUCGGCACCAGCUAGGAGCCCACUGCCCCUGACGGACUCAGCACCAUCAGUCAGGAGCCCGCCACCAGCACAGGUGGGUACAGCCAACAGUGCAUGAGCACACUCACCAGUGACACGCUCCGUAAUGACCUGUCCCUGUCACACACAGGGGAGCCCCCUGCCGGGGACGACGGCAGCAGUGCAUUCAGGUGCGAACACCAGCUACCGUUGCCGACGGAUACACAGGUGUCUCCUUGUGUCUUCGUGUCCUGCCGUGUUGACUGCGUCUAUGCAGCGACGGUCCCCUCCAUCUGCUGCUUCUGGCACUGACCGUUCUCACACUCACUCAGUGA